AUGUCAAUAACACUAUUAAACGAUAACUAAAUCAAUCAAUCACUUAAUUCAGAGAAUCUCUUGAAAAUUAAUCAAGAAGACACGAAUCAACUAAAGGAUAAUAUCUAAUGUGUCAGUAAUGAGACCAAAAAUAAAACCUCACAUUUGGGCAAGAGAUAGAGACAAAGCACUGAGGCAUUAUCCACUAAUUCAGAUCUCUCAUCAAAACCCAAAAGAGCCAGAAGAGCAGCUAAUCAAAAACGCUGCAAUCUAAAAAAUGAAAUUUCCAUUAGUGAUGAAGAAGAUGGAGCUGAUAUGUCAAAGCGUGCUUCUUCUAAAUCAUUCAAUGAUGACUCAAGUGAUGCUGACAGUCGUGAGAGAAGACUCGUUCAGAACCGUAAGAGUGCUAUGAAGUGUAGACUCAAGAAAAAAUAUGAGUUUGAUGAGAUGAAAGUCAAGCUAGAUGACCUCAAGCAUUAGAAUAUUGAGCUCAAUAUACAGUUCAAGAAUACCUGUAUUUUAUAUGAGGACAAAAUCAAAGAAAACGAGUCACUCAAGGAGAAGCUAGACUCUAUUCAGGGAUAACAAACUAUGAUGCUAGCAUAUGUACUCAGUCUUCAAUAAAAUAAGAAUCAGGGAUCUCCAUCUUAAUAGAUAACUAAUAAUGAGGAGAAUGAUAAACCAAGUAUUAACAAACUUUAAUAAAACCUAUCAAAUACCCAAAUAGAGGGUCUACAUAACUUAAAUCCUUCAAUUUAAAACUAAGUCAGCCAAAAGAAUCUCGGCUAAAGUCAAACUUUAAACAAUAAUAUUGCUCUACCCAUACUUAUGACGUAGUAGGCUGAUAUUAAGAGGACCAAUAAUAUGGUCCAAGUUCCAGAUUACUAAAACUUAAACUUAAACUCUCUCAUUUAUGAUAAACUAAGGGGGAGUCAAAUGAUCUAGGAUCCCUCCUCACUAAUGAACCUAGGACUUCAUCAUUAAUUGAUAGGUCAUAACUAACUAAACCAAGGCUAUGCCAACAAUUAGAUUUCUUACCCUACCCAUAAUAUAUAUUAACAGCCAUAAGCACAAUAACCAAUUGCUUUCAAACUAGAAAAUAUUUAGAGUUAAUUAGGAAAGUAAGAUGUGAAGAUAAUGAAGCCUGUGCCUAGCAAAUCUUCACCAGUGCCACAGCAUUACUAAUUCCUAUCAGGAUAGCAAUUUACCAUAUCACAUAUGAACGGGGACCUCCAACAAUAAUAAAACCUACUUUUAUUAGAAAAGUUAAAACAACAAAUGUAUCAAUGA
Messenger RNA from Stylonychia lemnae, 1269 nucleotides. The record is from the annotation of a GenBank genome assembly. NCBI's taxonomy places the organism in Eukaryota, Ciliophora, Spirotrichea, Sporadotrichida, Oxytrichidae.